This is a messenger RNA of Cervus elaphus (red deer), 718 nucleotides long. RefSeq names its product microseminoprotein, prostate associated (gene MSMP). Lineage: Eukaryota; Metazoa; Chordata; Mammalia; Artiodactyla; Cervidae. The coding region runs from base 299 to 718 and encodes 139 amino acids. The transcript has 3 exons. The record is from RefSeq and is a predicted model, not a curated record.
CGGGGGCAUGAAUCAGCUCUCACAGCUUGUUAAAGCUAGACCUCUUGUUUUCAUGCCCUCACCCCAGGAAACAGAGUUACGGCUUUUCCAGCUCCACUCAGCAGGGGGCCAGGGUCCUCACUUUAUAAACAUCCCCAAGCCUGCGAGAACAGAGGGCACGGAGAUGGUGUGAGACAGGCGCCCAGGGGAGAGAGGCAGACGCUAAGGCUCAAGGAGAGGAACAGAGGAGAGCCGAGGAGACGAGGCCAGAGCAGCCGGAACGGAAACCAAGAGGGUCCGAAAGAGCUGUGCUGCCGGGAUGGCCCCGAGGACGCUCUGGGCGGGACAGGCUACGGGAACGCGGGGAGGCUGGGGGGUCAUCUGCUUGGUGGUAUCUCUGCUCCUCCAGCACCCGGGCGUCCACAGCAAGUGCUACUUCCAAGCUCAAGCCCCCUGCCACUAUGAGGGGAAGUAUUUCACCCUGGGCGAGUCUUGGCUCCGCAAGGACUGCUUCCACUGCACCUGUCUGCAUCCGGUCGGUGUGGGCUGCUGUGACACGUCGCAGCAUCCUAUCGACUUCCCGGCGGGCUGUGAGGUACGCCAGGAGGCAGGAACAUGCCAGUUCUCCCUCGUGCAAAAAUCUGACCCUCGGCUGCCCUGCAAAGGGGGGGGGCCCGACCCAGAGUGGGGCUCAGCUAACACCCCUGCGCCUGCGGCGCCUGCUCCCCACUCCAGCUAA